Molecule: messenger RNA, 1487 nt
Organism: Neocloeon triangulifer
Lineage: Eukaryota; Metazoa; Arthropoda; Insecta; Ephemeroptera; Baetidae
Product: transcription elongation factor, mitochondrial-like
Exons: 7
Coding region: 142-1137 (331 amino acids)
Biological process (GO): mitochondrial transcription; transcription elongation by mitochondrial RNA polymerase
Cellular component (GO): mitochondrial nucleoid
Molecular function (GO): DNA polymerase processivity factor activity
Source: RefSeq, a predicted model, not a curated record
ACGAACACUUGAAUGUUGAAGAACCAAAACAAAUCCAUGUGAGAAGGCAAAAUAAUUACAUAAUUUAUUUUCUCUCAUCGCAUUUUUGUACACCAGCGGAAUUGUUUUACUUAACAAAGUUAAAUUGCCUCUGGAGAAAGCAUGAGUCUAGUCAAAUUACUUCCCUAUAACCUGCAACGAUUCAUGCGUUUGGUUCAUAGAAAGGAAAUGUGUUGUUUGAGAAGAGAUUUGCAACCAUUUUGCACCGAAGCUGUCAAAAUUGAAACAAAAAUUGAAAGAAAAUUCAAUUUUGUUGAGGAAAAUGGAAUUCUCAAGCGCAUUAACAGGAGUACAGUAGAACAACUUGUUAAUUUGUCGUUUGAUUUCUAUGAAGCAGAAGAAUUGAAAAAAUAUCGCAAGGAGAAUGGACCUUUUCGGAAAAUCAAGGAUUUAUUGAAUAUCCCCUUGAUGACUGAAGAGAAAGUUGAUUCAAUCUGCAAUUUGAUAGCAGAGGAAAAUGAGGAAAAAAAUGCCAAAUACAUUGCAAAUAUCCUGACGCCAAAUUUUCCAUCGGAAAACACUAUUAAAAUUCAAGACAUGGUUGGCAUCAUUAUUGGCGUUGACUGCAGCAUAUCCUGGGCCCACUUGACAAGAGAUUGGAAACUCAACGAUUGGGGACAGACGUCUUGUUUGGGGGCCAAGAAAAAAUUGUCUGCCCAUGAGAUAUUCGAGGCUGUGGUCGAAGCGUGUAAAACUAUCCCAGAGAGUGAUAUCUAUCUUCUUGAAAGUCUGCCUCAUCUAAUGCCACAACAGGCCUACGUUCAAACAUACAUUGAGCGAAAAGAGGUGCAAGCUAUGCUGUUGGCGCUUUUGAACAACAGACAGCCCGACAGAAAUAAAUUAUUUUUUAUGAAGUCAAAAUUUCCUACAAAACUAUUCAACAUUAAGGUUGGAAAUGAAAGGAUUUCCUCAAGACCGUUGGUGACUAAAUUGCUGGACGGUGAAGCUAUCGGGGAAAAGAAUCCAGUCAGCUUGAAAGAUCUCGAUCCGAUGCUUUGCGAGCGAUUUUUCAAACUAUCAGGUGUUCAGCAAGAGGCUUACUCAAACGCCUUGAUUUUAUCGAUGACUUUCUUCAAACUCUUAGAAGCGCGGGCUUAAAUGAUGGAGGAGGGCGCCGCGAGUAUUGAUCUCCUCUGUUGGUCCGUGCAAGUGGUUGUUGCUCGUCGAAGGAAGGUGUACAAACGCGAGUGGUGAGUGUUGGUGGUGUGCAUUGGGCGAAAAGACCGAAAGUGUCGUUAGCGUCUCGUGCACACUCUGGUCGCGUAUUAUGCAGAUUCGAUGGAAAAACAAGGAGUCGUAGUCGUUGGCCAUGCAGCGCGCGGGGCCGAUCGCGAGGCAGGUGCAAUUCGCGGCGGCCACGCUCCGACGCCCUGUCAAUUUCCAACCUUGCACUUGGAGCGCGGACACCUAAAAAAAUAAACAAAUAAAAUGCUAAUAGAGAAAGAGAU